Molecule: messenger RNA, 1115 nt
Organism: Onthophagus taurus
Lineage: Eukaryota; Metazoa; Arthropoda; Insecta; Coleoptera; Scarabaeidae
Product: superoxide dismutase [Cu-Zn]
Biological process (GO): superoxide metabolic process
Molecular function (GO): copper ion binding
Source: RefSeq, a predicted model, not a curated record
CCAACAUCGUAGUUGCCUUCGGGUACAACUUAUGCAACAAAACCACGGCUACAAACAUUCUAUCUGUCCAGAAGUUCAGAACCGGUUCGACUGAUUACACCUAUAAGUAAACGCGCUUACGGUCCUGUUUUAUCAUUUUAUCGUAACGAAUCGUACAUCUCACACAUCGCUCGUUUAUAGUCUCUCUCUCACAAUAACUUUCACUUUCUUUCAAAUCAACUUUAGCUUCACACGACGUUCGACAUCGAUACGAAAAACAUCCCUUUAAAGAACUAAUUGAAGAAUUUUUUAUCAACAACUUGAAAGUAAGAAGAUGUUGAAAUUAGUGGUUUUGCUCGGGUUUUUGGCUGCUUUUUGCGCUGCUGAGAACAAAGGUAUUGCUAUUAUUACAACUGGUGUAAGUGGAGUAUCCGGAUCACUUACUUUCACUGAACUAAGUGGUGGAGGAGUCCAUAUUGUGGGUACUAUCAAAGGAUUAACCCGCGGUAAACACGGGUUCCAUAUCCAUUCAAAGGGAGAUUUAACCGACGGAUGUGGAUCAACAGGAUCUCAUUUCAAUCCAUACAACAAAACUCAUGGUGCUCCUGACGCUGAACAUCGUCACGUUGGUGAUUUAGGAAAUAUUGAAGCGGGCGCAAAUGGAAUUGCCACCGUAGAUAUUACCGAUAAAAUCAUUUGUUUGACUGGUGAAACUGGAAUUUUGGGACGAGCUGUUGUGGUCCAUUCUGGGGAAGAUGAUCUUGGAUUGCAAGAUACCGAUGAAUCGCACACCACUGGUUCUGCAGGUUCACGAGUUGGAUGCGGAAUAAUAGGCAUCUUAUCUGAUGAUUUCAAGUUCAGUGGAUCGGGAUAUGUAUCGCCAAAUAUCUUAAUGUUGUGUGGUGCAUCACUUUUAAUAUACUUCAAGCACUGGUGAAGUUUAAUGGAGGAUCUAUAGUAAAAGAAUGCAUCGUUUUACCCAAAUUUUAAACAUUACCAAAUAAUAACAGAAUUAAUUAAUUAUAAAUAUGAUACUGUAUUAUAUGUGUAAUUUUAACAUAAAUCAGUGCCUAGUCAUAACAAUAGUUGAAUGUAUUUUCUUACCUAUUUUAAGACCUACUUGUACUUACUCUAAA